CCCGCAUUACAUUAUAUAUUCUUUUUAAUUUUCUUAUACUUAGUUAUAGUAAAAUACAUUUUUUAAUUCAGUUGUGUUUCAAACUCCGUUUCAAAAGUUGACUAAAAGAUAGUGAAUUAAUUAAACUAAUUUAAAAAUGAAAUAUCUUGUAUCGUAUUUGCUAAUUGGUCUGAUGUUCUGUGUUAGCUUAAAUAAAAGCCAGUUGCCAUAUCCGCCAGGUAUAAACGCCACAGUUUAUUACGAAACAGGCUGCCCUUAUGACAAAAGUUUUAUUGAACAACAGUUAAAUCCAAUAUUAGAGGGAAAUUUAUCGAACUUUGUUAAUUUACAAUUAUUAUCUUUCGACUCAAAGGUGCAGCCAUACAGUCAUGGUUGUUUGGGUCCGCGGAAUAGGCAUUGUUCAGGACAAAUUGACUACGCCGAUAAAUAUUUUACACCUAUCCCAACAGGAGUUAAUGACUGGUGCUUUAAAGAUAUGAUUUGCAUUCUAAGAGAAUUAAAAAAGCGGUUCGAAAAACAACCUAUUACUUCAAAAGAAGAGUUUUGCGAGCUUACUGAGCUAUUCUUUUUCUUUACACCAAAUUUGUGUUGGAAUCCUGGUAGUGAAUUACAUUUCCAAAAGCCAAACAAUUUAUUUGAAGAUGAUUCUUUGGACAAAAUAAAUCUUACAUCAACCUUAAAACCCGAGGAGAAAAAUGUUGCUAUAACUACGAUUAAUUGGGAAUCUAAAUCUGUAUGUAUGGAUAGAAUAAAGAAAUUGAAGGCGUCCAAAAACAAUCAGUCGAAAGCAGAAAAAUUGAAAGUGGAUGACAGCAGUGCAGGAACAAAUAUUGUAAUCAAUAUAAAUACGUUGCUGCUAGGUUUCUUUGUUUAUCUAAAUAUUCAAUUUUACUAUACAAAAGUUGAGUAGACAAACGUAAUUUAGUUUUACCGAUAGUUUUAACUAGUUAAGAAAUUUAAGAAAUACUAUCAUAAAACAUAUAUUAAAUAAAGAUACAUUUCAGUAUGUCAGUAUUUUAAUAAUUAAUAAAUUUUAUUUUAAACAA
Molecule: messenger RNA, 1046 nt
Organism: Diabrotica balteata
Lineage: Eukaryota; Metazoa; Arthropoda; Insecta; Coleoptera; Chrysomelidae
Source: the annotation of a GenBank genome assembly